UGCUAUUCCUUCUCAUCUGGUUCCUCUUUUGGAGGCCCAUAACAUAAGAAAUUCUGAUUUUUUCUGCAAAGCAACAGUAAAUGGGUUCUUCAACCAAAUGUGCAACAAUCAUAUCUUCCAUUGCCUUUUCUGUCUACUUCUCUCUCAUUAUCUUCCAAGUUCCUCUUUUCAGGGUACCAUGUGGAACUGGAAUAUGUCAGUCUCCUAUACAGGUGACUUCAUAUCAGUUGAUUGCAUAUGAAGUGAUCCCUGCAUUUGUUGCCAAAACCCUUCUCUACCCUGGAGCCAUUGCCAAUGCCAUCAUCAAGAACAAACCAAUUCCCAACUACAACAAACUUCUUAACUUGUAUAACUUCACCCACAUGAAAAAGGCUGCUACAAUGUCCGAUCUCGAGCACCUAGAGGUCCUAGCAGGAAGUUACUUAUUGGUGGCAGGAGCAUUUUUAGGUCUAGUAAGUUUGAGACCUGGAAGGAUGAGCCUUUUUGGGACAUUUCUGAUUAUAUGGGGGAUUGUUAGAGAAGUCAGCUUUAGGAAACAUACAAAGGCUUUCUCCAUCUAUCCAACAAUGUUCAUUGUUGUGUUCUGUUCUUUCUUGGCUAUAAGGAGGGUUGUAAGAAAGAUUGUUCGUUGGUGUAAAGCUCCUUGGUCAAAAGCAAAAUUCAUGUGAUUUGCAGUUUUUGUGCUGAUUUUAUACAGCAAAAAUAGAUUCACUUGUAUUACAACAAAUGUUGGGAGAUCUGAUUUGUAAGGAAUAGAGGAAUCAUUUUGGUGGGAAUGCUUAGCUCUGCUGACUUGAGAAAUGGGAAGAAAUUUUACUCAAAUUGUA
Molecule: messenger RNA, 827 nt
Organism: Tripterygium wilfordii
Lineage: Eukaryota; Viridiplantae; Streptophyta; Magnoliopsida; Celastrales; Celastraceae
Exons: 3
Coding region: 81-668 (195 amino acids)
Source: RefSeq, a predicted model, not a curated record